Molecule: messenger RNA, 1062 nt
Organism: Colletotrichum truncatum
Lineage: Eukaryota; Fungi; Ascomycota; Sordariomycetes; Glomerellales; Glomerellaceae
Product: g-patch domain protein
Biological process (GO): mRNA splicing, via spliceosome
Cellular component (GO): spliceosomal complex
Source: RefSeq, a predicted model, not a curated record
AUGUCCGACAGCUCCAAGCCCUCAAGGAUCGCGAUUAGCUUCGGCGGCUCGUCGAGCUCAAAAUCUAACAGCAAGAAAUCCUCGCUCCCAGAACCACCCACGUCGCUGGGCAAGCGGUCUCGCACGAAUGCGCUGAGCCGCGGCUUCGACUCGGACUCGGACGGCGAGCGUGACAACCACCGCAGCGGCCGACACGAGACGAUCACAGAAUUCGGCGGCGAUACAGACAGAAAAGAGAAGAAACCUCGCGAGCUGGUCAUCUCGAGUCAGAGCAAUCGCAACUGGAAGGACGAACUACGUGCGCGCAGGAGAGGCGGCAAGAACCUGCUGCCUGCUGAGGCGCAAGCGCAGCAACAAGGCGCGUCGCAGCCGGAGACGGAGCCCGCAGACGCGGACAAGCAGAUACAAUGGGGUUUGACCAUCAAGAAGCGCAAGACUAGUGAGGAGGCAUCGGCGGACGAGGACUCACGACAACCCAGAGGGGACGAUCGAAGAUCUGAGGAGGCAGAAGAGAAGAAGCCACGUACGGCAGAUGAAGAUGCCAUGGACGCGCUGCUUGGGAAGAAGCGUCCCCAAGAGGACAUAGUGAUUCCUGCUUCCGAGGAAGACGCCUAUCGCUCGGAUAUGAAGCACGUGGGCGACGAUUCGACACUCGCAGACUACGAGGCGAUUCCGGAUGGCGAGUUUGGCGCCGCUCUGCUACGUGGUAUGGGCUGGGACGGAAAGAUGCGCGGUCCAAAUAAGAAGAGGCCGACUGAGAGGCGCCAGAACCAGCUUGGUCUGGGUGCGACGAAGCUUGAAGGCAUGGAGGACCUGGGUCAAUGGAACCAUGGUGGGAAAAAGAAGAGCAGCCGGCCAAGGCUGGACGAAUAUCGUCGCGACGAGGAGAAGCGGCGUGCUGAGCGUAAGGAGCGCAGAGGAGAAAGUUACAGAGACGAGAGGGAUCGUGAGAGGGAAAGGACUCGCGAUGAUCGAGACCGGCAUUCGCAUCGGGAUAGGGAUCGAGAUAGAGACAGGGACCGCGACCACCAUAGCCAUAGACAUCGCGAUUACCGGCGGUGA